UGUUCCUCCAAGUACUCGGUCCACUCGCAUAGACCCUGUGACCCUGUUCAACUCAACACUUCCCCAACAACGACAGUGCAAACGAACUGCUUGUUCAGCACGAUUCAAGCUGCAGACCAGGGAGAUCCUUCAACCCACAGCAGGAAACGUAGGGAAUAUCUGGGAUCAGACGAUGAUCGGGAAAUCAUACUUCCUCCUGGCACUUCUCCAAGCUGUAGUGUCAGGAGAGUGGAGAGGUGACACUCCACGAGAUGUGACGGCGCAGAAGGGUCUGUGCGCCCGGAUUCCGUGCCACUACAGUUAUCCAUCAAGUCUGGCCAAUGAAUCACGGGAUGGGGUCUGGUUUAACUCGGAGAAAGUGAAACCGUGGGCACCCUUAGCCUUUCACUCCAAGGAUUCCAAGCACACCUUGCCAAGGUUUCGCCACCGAACUCGGCUCUCUGGAAACCUGAAAGAUGGUGACUGUUCCCUGGUUAUGAACGACGUCACACAGGAGGAUGAAGGGCCUUACUUUUUCAGAAUUGAAUUUAACCACCAGCAGUCUUACAGUUUCUUCCCUGUAACACAACUUCAUGUUUCUGAUUUCACAGAUAAACCCUCGAUAUUCCCUGCUGAAAUGGUUGCAGGAAAGCCAGUGAACAUACACUGCACCUUCAACACCACGUGUGAUGGGACGGUGCCCACCUUAUCCUGGGUCACCCCCACUGAUGUACCACCGUCAGUCUCAGACAGUACAACUCAGCGGGGAGACACUCUGAUAUACACUUCUGUUCUGACCCUGACCCCAGAGCUCAAACAUCACGGGGAGAAUCUCACCUGCAGAGUCAGAUACCCAUCUGUUUCAUCGGAGCGGACCCUCACAUUGACUGUGCAAUAUAAGCCGGAGAUUUCUCCCGAAUCUGGAUGCACUCAGAUGCCCGAGGUCAUCACCUGUGUCUGCGCGGCCAGAUCCAACCCACCUGCAGAACUCACCUGGCACCUGCCCCUCGCCAACCUCAGCGGGAACCAGACGCACGGCCGUUUCCAGGCGUGGCAGGUGGCAGACGGGCAACUGGUGACUGGCUCACUGACCCUGAGAGGAGGCGAGGGAGAGGAUGAAACGACGGCCUCUUGUACAGUCCGAAACCGGCACGGGGAGGUCACGUUCAAGAUGUAUCUGUGGGUGAGAGGUGGAGGCUCCGGUGAUUGGAAGACAUGGUUGUUUACGUCAGGGAUCAUUUUCAAUGCUGUACUGGCUGGGUUCUUGAUCUACAAGUGCAUCCAAAAGAGAGAAGUGGUGACUGAGAAGAGGACCUCUGCAACUCAGGACACUACAGUCGGCUGCAGUCAAUGUAUGGCGAUGGAUCAGGACGUUGAUGGAGGGGCUAUGACCCCAGCUCCACGUGAUGUCUCCAAAAUUCAGGCAGGAGCGGAUCUUGGACGGAGACCACCCACCAAACCCAAGGAUCCUCUUUACUGCAACAUGCAGAAAGUGUUCAUCAGAGAUGCAGGCGAGGCCACAGAAUACGCAGAGAUUAGAUUUCACUAAAAUCUAAGGGGGUGAGGACGUUGGAGAGCAGAUGUGUGUUGCAUGUGUGUCGUCAAUGAAGAGGAACCAAAACCUACAAGUUAUAAGACACAUAGGUUGCUUGGCAAAUGGGCAAGUAGCAGAUACAGUUGAACAGACAGCAGCGUUGAGCUAUUUUCAAGUUGGAAGGUGGCUGCAUCAGUGAAGUUGCGUCUUCCGACUGCUUGUGCGCAAGUCCCUUACCGCGCCUCUAGGCGUAAGGAAUUUCUUGGCCCUCGCAUCAGCAGAAUGCUUACAUGGGCAGUGUCUGGACUCUGCAAUAGCUUUGUGGCAAUACCUGGAUCACUGAGUGAGACCCUGUAGUGUGGAAGGUCAUGGCUGUCACGGGACACCAUUGAGCACAUGGUCGAAAGCGAAACCACUGUCAAUCAAGGUCUGGCUCCACCCAGCCAUUAGCACACACCCUUGACCAUUGGCUCCUGUACACACCUUUGUACCUGGCCAUGAAUCAUUGGAUCGUUUGAAAUACCUGGGCUGGCUCCACCCAGCCCCCCCAGCACUAUAAAGAAUGUCACAUGUGUGGUUCACUCUCUCUUGAUUGCUCCAGGAAUCAAACAACGCUGAAGGGACCAUUGCUUGGUAUCAGUAACACCAAGAAGCUGCCCACCACUGCACUGGCCGUAGGCAAAGAGUGAACACACAGUGAACUACCGCCCUACCCCAACAGGAGGACGUGAUGGAUCCUGUGGGAUAGUUUCCUGCAAAGAUCGUCAAGACCAUUUUGCAGGAUGCCUUAUCACCAGAACUCACCAACAAGCACCAAGACCUCCCCGUGAGAUACUUCCUGAGUGGUCAGAGCGUCACUCCCAAUGCAUGCUGCCCUCUGGACAGCUGA
Messenger RNA from Pristis pectinata (smalltooth sawfish), 2402 nucleotides. RefSeq names its product myelin-associated glycoprotein-like. Lineage: Eukaryota; Metazoa; Chordata; Chondrichthyes; Rhinopristiformes; Pristidae. The coding region runs from base 173 to 1528 and encodes 451 amino acids. The transcript is spliced from 10 exons. The record is from RefSeq and is a predicted model, not a curated record.